Messenger RNA from Trypanosoma cruzi, 1515 nucleotides. Its product is annotated as aldehyde dehydrogenase, putative. The coding region runs from base 1 to 1515 and encodes 504 amino acids. NCBI's taxonomy places the organism in Eukaryota, Euglenozoa, Kinetoplastea, Trypanosomatida, Trypanosomatidae. The transcript has a single exon. The record is from RefSeq and is a predicted model, not a curated record. Gene Ontology annotation, molecular function: succinate-semialdehyde dehydrogenase (NAD+) activity.
AUGCGAAGAACGAGUUGUACUUUUUGCAAGGCCGUGUUCGAUUUGAAGAAUGCGGCGAAGUUAGCUACGGGAGUUGUGUUGGAUCGAACUGUCGCCUUCAUUAAUGGCGCUUUCGUUACCCCUGCUUCGGCUGCAACAAUCACUGUAGAAGACCCAUGCACACAGACAGCUAUUGGCGAGGUGCCGAAUAUGGGAAAGGAAGAGACGUUACAGGCGAUUGACGCGGCAAAGUCAGCCUUUGAAGGCUGGAAAAAUAUGAUGCCUCGGGAGCGUGCUGUGAUUAUGCAUCGCUGGGCUCAAUUGGUGCUUUGUCACAGUCAAAGUCUUGGAAUUAUUCUCUCACGUGAGUCAGGCAAGGUUCUUGCAGAAGGCGUGGAUGAGUGUCUGUAUGCGGAGCGAUACCUUGAAUGGUACGCGGGGGAGGCGGAGCGGGUGUAUGGUGACAUCAUUGGUGGCCCCCGUGAGGGAGUUGUCACGACUGUUGUACGGCGGCCUGUUGGAGUUGUUGGUGUCAUUACACCCUGGAACUUUCCCUCCUCAAUGGUGACACGGGCAGUUGGUGGCGCCUUGGCCGCGGGAUGCACUGUUGUGCUGAAGCCAUCUGAGCUUACCCCGUUUAGUGCCUUGGUGUUGGCACAGUUGGCUGCGGAAGCAGGCGUACCAGACGGUGUUUUUAAUGUGCUUACAGGAAAUGCUGAGCCGAUUGGAGACGCGUUGCUUGACUCCUUUGACGUGCGCAAGAUCUCCUUUACAGGGUCCACGAGGACUGGGAAACAUUUGUAUGCACGCUCCGCCUCCACCAUGAAGAAACUUGGCCUGGAGCUUGGUGGCAACGCACCAUUCAUUGUCUUUGAUGAUGCCGAUCUCAACCGAGCGGUUAUUGGUCUUAUUGCCUCCAAGUUCCGCAACGCCGGCCAGGCAUGCAUCAGCAGCAAUCGGAUCUUUGUUCAUGAGGCCAUACAUGAUGCCUUUGUGGCGCGGCUUGUGGAAAAAACUCGAGAGACACUGCGAGUGGGUAACAGCCUCGAUAACACUUCAAAAAUGGGCUCCCUCAUCAAUGGCGCAGCCGUCGAUCGGAUGGAAGCGUUGGUGAAGGACGCUGUGGCGAAGGGCGCGAAGUUAGAACUGGGUGGCAAACGCAUCCCCGGUCCUGGUUACUUCUUUGAACCUACAAUCUUGACACGUGUGCGGCACGAAGCAAUGGACUGCAGUCAACGGGAAAUAUUUGGCCCAAUUAUUCCUAUCAUUAAGUUUUCGAGUGAGUCGGAGGUGGUCCAGCUGGCGAACGCCACCCCUGCUGGCUUGGCAGCAUACAUCUACACUCAGGAUUAUAGAAGACAGAGUCGUGUUUCAGAGCAGCUGCAAUUUGGCAUGGUGGGUGUGAACGACGUUGGCUUGUCCUCGCCAUGUGCGCCAUUUGGUGGUGUGAAGGAAAGCGGACUGGGACGGGAUGGCUCCAAGUAUGGCAUCGACGCUUUUGUUGACAUCAAAUAUGUGCUGGAGUCGCGUAUUUAA